AGGCCUCUCUCUCUCUCUCAAACGCUUCAAUCUCUCUCUCCCCUCUUUCUCUCUAAAACUCAGUUUUCUGCCUCCUUGAAACCGAUCAAACACAGGUAUAGAACGCAAGAAAAUUUGGCGCUGGUUUUCUCGCACUCGUAGAGAAUCACACAAUAGGCAUGGGGAGGCUACAAGUGCUGAAGUCCUUGGAUGCAUUUCCUCGUGCUGAGGAACACUUGUUGCAGAAGACCCAAUCCGGAGCUGUUGUCUCGAUCAUGGGGCUUGUCAUAAUGGCUACACUAUUUGUGCAUGAGUUGAAAUACUAUCUUGCAACUUACACUGUGCACCAGAUGUCUGUAGAUUUGAAGCGUGGGGAAACCCUUCCAAUCCAUAUAAAUAUGACAUUUCCUGCACUACCUUGCGAGGUUUUAAGUGUGGAUGCUAUUGACAUGUCAGGAAAGCAUGAGGUAGACCUUGAUACAAAUAUAUGGAAACUUCGCUUGAAUAAUGAUGGUUACAUUAUUGGCCAUGAGUUCAUUUCUGAUCUCGUUGAAAAGGAACACGAAUCUCACAAGCACGGGUCAAAUGGUGAUAAGAGCAAUCAUGAGGAAUCCUCUUUAGAAGUACAUGCCCAUGGUUUUGGUAAAGAUCCUGAGAAAAUGGUCAAGAGUGUGAAGCAGGCAUUAGCAGAUGGGGAAGGAUGCCAGGUUUAUGGUGUUCUGGAUGUUCAAAGAGUUGCUGGGAACUUCCAUAUCUCAGUUCAUGGUUUAAAUAUAUUUGUCGCUCAACAGAUAUUUGAGGGAGCAAUGCAUGUAAAUGUGAGCCAUGAAAUUCAUGAUCUGUCAUUUGGCCCCAAGUACCCAGGAAUUCAGAAUCCACUUGAUGGUACUAAAAGAAUUCUAAGAGAUGCGAGUGGUACCUUCAAAUAUUACAUCAAGAUUGUACCAACUGAGUACAGAUACAUAUGGAAGGAAGUUCUUCCAACAAAUCAAUUUUCUGUGACAGAGUAUUUUGUUCCAAUGCAUGAGUUUGACCGCACAUGGCCAGCUGUUUACUUUUUGUACGAUCUCUCGCCUAUCACUGUAACUAUCAAGGAGGAACGUCGCAGUUUUCUCCACUUCCUAACUCGUCUUUGUGCAGUUCUUGGUGGCACAUUUGCUCUAACAGGGAUGCUUGACCGCUGGAUGUACAGACUUCUGGAGGCAAUUACGAAGAAGCAUUCAUCCAUUAUUGGCAAAUUCUAGCAGAAUGUACAAGGCAUCACUAAAUAUCAAGAAGUAAAACCGCCUAAGCCAUCCGUACAGAGUGUCAGGCAAGUUUGGAAGUGCUUAUAGGCUGUUGUGCUGCAGUCCUAUUUCUUCUUGACAUUGGGAAUGCAGCUUAAUCUAAAUCCCCAUAUUGGGGUGACCUUGUGGAUUAUGCAUCUGUUUUGUGGUCAUGAGAAUAGUCACAGGUUUUGGAUUUCAGGAAAUAUUUGAAUUCAGUUGAUUGGGAGUAGUUUGAGAUACAUAUCCUUGGUUUUUGUAAUUUUUUGUACGUUGGCAUAGUUGUCAUUAAUAGAAUUAAUUGAUGUUUUCGUCUUGUUUCUA
Molecule: messenger RNA, 1568 nt
Organism: Amborella trichopoda
Lineage: Eukaryota; Viridiplantae; Streptophyta; Magnoliopsida; Amborellales; Amborellaceae
Product: Endoplasmic reticulum vesicle transporter protein
Cellular component (GO): endoplasmic reticulum; COPII-coated ER to Golgi transport vesicle
Source: RefSeq, a predicted model, not a curated record